AAUAUUACUAGAACCUUCUCAUUUCCUUCCCCUAUAUCAUCCCAACCAAGUCAGCCAUUGCAAUCCCAAAAGCUUCAUCAAAGCUUGUGGUCUCCUCGUGCCAGUCCAGUCGUCUAUUAGGGUUUUCCCAUAUUUUGCUUUCUCGUCUCAGAUUUUUCCGAAGAAUCGUGAUCAUGGCCAAGUGUUACCCAGUUGUCAGUGAAGAGUACAAGAAGGCUGUUGACAAGGCCAAGAAGAAGCUCAGGGGACUCAUCGCCGAGAAGAACAUCGCUCCUCUCAUUCUCCGCCUUGCAUGGCAUUCUGCUGGAACCUUCGAUGUGAAGACCAGGACCGGUGGUCCGUUUGGAACCAUGAAGAACCCGGCUGAGCUAGCUCACGCUGCCAACAGUGGUCUUGAUAUUGCUGUGAGGCUCUUGCAACCCAUCAAGGAACAGUUCCCCAUUCUCUCUUACGCUGACUUCUACCAGUUGGCUGGUGUUGUCGCCGUUGAAGUCACCGGUGGACCCGAAGUUCCUUUCCAUCCAGGAAGAGAGGACAAGCCUAACCCUCCUCCAGAAGGCCGUCUUCCUGAUGCUAACAAGGGUUCUGACCAUUUGCGUCAAGUUUUUGGCACAAUGGGUCUCAGUGACGUGGAUAUUGUUGCUCUCUCUGGUGGACACACCCUGGGAAGGGCACACAAGGAGCGUUCUGGCUUUGAGGGACCCUGGACUACCAAUCCUCUCAUCUUCGACAACACCUACUUCUUGGAACUCUUGAAUGGUGAGCAGGAAGGCCUUCUACAGCUGCCAUCUGACAAGGCUCUUCUUUCAGACCCUGUCUUCCGCCCUCUUGUUGACAAAUAUGCUGCGGAUGAAGAUUGCUUCUUUGCUGAUUAUGCUGUAGCUCAUCAGAAGCUCUCUGAGCUAGGAUUUGCCGACGCCUAAGCAAUUGGGUCAUCCAGGAUGUUGCCAGUGCCUGCAUUUUAUUGGCUUUAAUUUUCUUAUCUCCAAUUAGAUGCGGGUGUUUUGACUGUUGGUAGAAAAGGGAAUUAGGAGGCGCUUUAUUUUGGGUUUUGUUGUUGAACAUGUUGAACAGAAAGAUAUUUGUGUAUGCCGCAGUGGUAAUCAUCCUUUUGAUUAAAUAAUUAUGUUUUUUUUA
Messenger RNA from Humulus lupulus (European hop), 1137 nucleotides. RefSeq names its product L-ascorbate peroxidase, cytosolic-like. Lineage: Eukaryota; Viridiplantae; Streptophyta; Magnoliopsida; Rosales; Cannabaceae. The record is from RefSeq and is a predicted model, not a curated record. Gene Ontology annotation, biological process: hydrogen peroxide catabolic process; cellular response to oxidative stress; response to reactive oxygen species. Gene Ontology annotation, molecular function: peroxidase activity; heme binding. The transcript has 10 exons. Bases 174 to 923 code for a protein of 249 amino acids.